AUGCUUGAUAGAACAUUAACUUUUGAAAAAGCUCCCAAUUCGUACUACGGCGGCAACGAGUUUAUCGACAAAGCAGAGAGACUCUGCCAGCAACGGGCCUUGCAAAGCUUCAGGCUCGAUCCCAAAGAGUGGGGUGUGAACGUCCAGUCGCUCAGUGGCUCCCCUGCCAACUUUCAGGUCUUCACAGCUCUUUGCGAUGUGCACGAUCGCAUCAUGGGCCUGGACUUGCCGCAUGGUGGUCACCUGUCCCACGGCUAUCAGACAGACACCAAGAAGAUUUCCAUGGUGUCAAAGUAUUUCGAGUCCAUCCCGUACCGCCUGAACGAAGAGACCGGCGUCAUUGACUACGAUGAGUGCGAAAAGUUUGCUUUGCGCAUCCGCCCAAAGAUCCUUAUCGCAGGCACCAGUGCCUACUCGAGGCUGAUUGACUAUGGCCGCAUGCGCCAGAUUGCAGACAAGUGUGGAGCGUACCUCUUGGCCGACAUGGCCCACAUCUCUGGCCUUGUGGCGGGGGCUGCCAUCCCAUCGCCGUUUGAGUAUGCGGAUGUUGUCACCACCACAACACACAAGUCUCUGCGCGGACCUCGUGGAGCUAUGAUCUUCUACCGCAAGGGCCAGCGUGGUGUGGACAAGAAAGGCAACCCCAUCAUGUACGACUUAGAGGAUCGUAUCAAUGCAGCGGUCUUUCCUGGUCUUCAGGGUGGUCCUCACAACCAGAGCAUCACGUCACUGGCUGUGGCACUGAAGCAGGCUGCGGAGCCCGAAUUCCAGACCUACAUCCAGCAAGUCAUGAAGAACUCCAAGGCUCUGGGUGAAUCCCUCCAGCGCUGCAACUUCAACUUGGUCUCUGGUGGCACGGACAAUCACCUGGUGCUCAUCGACCUCCGGUCCAAGGGUGUCAACGGCUCCAAGGCAGAGGCUGUUUGCGAGAUGGCCUCCAUCGUCUUGAACAAGAACACGAUCCCUGGGGACAAGAGCGCCAUGAAUCCUAAUGGCUUGCGCGUUGGUGCGCCGGCUAUGACCUCGAGAGGACUAAUGGAGGAUGACUUCGUGAAGAUUGGCGAGUUCAUCGGUGGGGCCGUGGAUGUGGCAGCUGAAGUGCAGAAGCAGAGCGGCCCGAAGCUUGUGGACUUCAAGCGAGUGCUCGCGGAGAGUCCGCCCGGAAAGCUCUUGGAGCUGAAGGGUCAGGUGGAGGACUUCGCCAGUGCCUUUCCCACGGUGGGCUUCUAA
Symbiodinium pilosum is the source of this 1230-nucleotide messenger RNA. The record is from the annotation of a GenBank genome assembly. NCBI's taxonomy places the organism in Eukaryota, Dinophyceae, Suessiales, Symbiodiniaceae.